CUUGAGAAAUCUUCAGAGACAUUCAUUGGUGGUUAAAGGGUGUUUCUCCGUUCCUAUACGGACUGCAACUUCCCCGACUGAGUUUAUGGUUCUUUCGUCAAAUACAUUUUGAAGUAUGGCUGAAAGUAAGGAACACUCCAGAAUUUGACUUGAGAUCUCAACCAACAGGUUUCUCACACCAUCCUCUAUCUUAACUUCCAUCAGAGAGGUAGAUUGUAAGUCAGCUUCACAAUGAACUGGGCAUUCCUCCAGGGCCUCCUCAGUGGGGUGAACAAGUACUCCACAGCGUUCGGCCGUGUGUGGUUGUCCAUUGUCUUCCUCUUCAGGGUCAUGGUGUUUGUCGUGGCGGCAGAGAAGGUGUGGGGUGACGAGCAGAAGGACUUCCAGUGCAAUACAGCCCAGCCUGGCUGCCAUAACGUCUGUUUUGACCACUUCUUCCCUGUGUCCCACAUCCGCCUAUGGGCCCUGCAGCUCAUCUUUGUCACCUGUCCCUCCCUCAUGGUGGUGAUGCACGUGGCCUACAGAGAUGAACGUGAGCGCAAACAUACGCUCAAAUAUGGCGAGGGCUGUCGGAAACUUUACAAGAACACCGGCAAGAAGCGUGGUGGGCUGUGGUGGACCUACGUCCUGACCCUGGUCUUCAAGAUAGCCGUGGACGCCACCUUUGUUUAUUUAAUCUACCAUAUCUACGAGGGCUAUGAUUUCCCCUCCCUCAUCAAGUGUGAGCAGAAGCCCUGUCCCAACAAGGUGGACUGCUUCAUCUCUCGCCCCACAGAGAAACGUAUCUUCACCAUCUUCAUGGUGGUCACCAGCCUGGCCUGUAUCCUGCUAUCCUUCUUUGAGAUCCUGUACCUGGUGGGGAAACGAUGUAAAGAGUGCUUCACCCGCAUACACCAAUCACGCAAAUCCACCAUCCAGUCACGCCAGGUGGCCAUGGCUACCUCGCUGGUGAUCGGUGGCAAGAAUCAAAUGGAGUCCAACUCACUAAAGUUGCCCAGCAAGGAUGGCUCAGCCCCAUCUUAUAGUCAGGGUUGGGGAGUAACUGAUUACAUGUAAUCAGUCACAUGUAACCGGAUUACUAAAAUAUAUUGUAAUAAGAUUACAGAUACUUUUGAUUACUUUUACAGUUGAAGUUGGAAGUUUACAUACACCUUAGCCAAAUACAUUUAUUUGACGAUUCAUUUCUGUGUUCAUGUGUAUGAUAGAUUAUAAAAUAAAUGCACUCUGCACAAAGCCAGUAGAGAGUGUUGAUUUGAGUGUGUUUCAGUAAACAUAGCUGUUGAUGAUAUAUCACAGAAUGUAUAUUACAUGGAUGUAAACAGUGUAGUCUAUAUAUACCAAUCAAAAGUUUGGACACACCUACUCAUUCAAGGGUUUUUCUUUAUUUUUACUAUUUUCUACAUUGUAGAA
Messenger RNA from Coregonus clupeaformis (lake whitefish), 1410 nucleotides. RefSeq names its product gap junction beta-4 protein. NCBI's taxonomy places the organism in Eukaryota, Metazoa, Chordata, Actinopteri, Salmoniformes, Salmonidae. Gene Ontology annotation, biological process: cell communication. The transcript is spliced from 2 exons. The record is from RefSeq and is a predicted model, not a curated record. Gene Ontology annotation, cellular component: connexin complex. Bases 232 to 1056 code for a protein of 274 amino acids.